GACCGAGGGGGGGGGCGGGCUCGGUACGAGCCCAACGCGGCCGGACGGGAGCUGGCGGCGAAGCGGGGGGAUGAGCGGGGAGCGGAGCCGGGAGAUCCGCCAACUCCAGAAGGUGAAAGACAAGGCCCAGAGGAGUGGGAACCUGAAGGAGGAAGCUGUCAUUUGUAACCAGCUUGGGGAGAUCUUGGCUAGACAUGGGCGGUACCGGGAAGCACUGGAGGAGCACCGGCAGGAGCUGCGGCUCCUGGAGAGUGUGGAGGACGUUCUUGGCUGUGCCGUGGCCCACCGGAAGAUUGGGGAACGCCUGGCUGAGCUGGAGAACUACGAAGCUGCACUGAAGCACCAGCGCCAGCACCUGGAGCUGGCCCGCGCCCUGUCCGACCACACCGAGCAGCAGAGGGCCUGGGCCACCAUAGGCCGCACCUACAUGUUCGUGGCUGAGAGCGGCCAGGCGGGCGAGGCACUGCGGGAGGCGGAGCAGGCCUUCAUGAAGAGCCUGGCCAUCCUGGAGGAGAAACUGGAAGGGAUGGUGCCGCAGCGGGAGCUGAGCGAGAUGAGGGCCCGGCUUUAUCUCAACCUGGGCUUGGUCUAUGACAGCAUGAAGGACCAGGCCAAGUGCAAUUGCUACAUCAAGAAGAGCAUCUUCAUCUCGGAGCAGACUCGCCUCUACGAAGACCUGUACAGGGCGUACUUCAACCUGGGCAACAUCCACCUGCGGGAGGGGCAGUACUCCAAGGCCAUGCGCUGCCUGGAGCGGGCGCGGGACUGCGCCCACACCAUGAAGGAGAAGUGCAUGGAGAGCGAGUGCUGCGCCAGCAUCGCCCAGGUGCUCCUCAGCCUGGGGGACUUUGUGGCCGCCAGGCGCUCGCUGAAGAAGGCCUACGUGCUGGGCUCCCAGCAGCCCCAGCAGCGCGAGAGCAUCCGCAGGAGCCUGCGAUACGCCCUGACGGUGAGCCGUCUGCAGGAGGCCCUGGAGGAGGCCACGCCCGGCGACCUGCAGGCAGCCCUGGGCCUGUGCGAGCAGCUGGGGGACCUGUUCUCCAAGCACGGGGACUAUCGCCGGGCUGUGGAGUUCUACGAAAGGCAGCUGCGUUACGCCGAGACCCUGCGGAGGCCUGAGCAGGAGCUGGCUGUGAUCCACGUCUCCCUGGCUGCCACCUACGGGGACCUGAAGGAGCAUGGCCAGGCCGUGCAGCACUACCAGAUGGAGCUGGCGCUCCGGCGCGGGAACCCGCUGGAGGAGGGGAAGACCUGGCUGAACGUCGCCCUGGCCAGGGAGGAGGCCGGCGAAGGCUACGAGGCGCUGGAGUCCUGCUUCCGGAGCGCGCUGCAGUGUGCGGAGCGGGCCGGGGAGCCCAGGCUGCAGCGGCAAAUCCUGCGGCACCUUCACCCCAUUCAGCAGAAAUGGGGGUGCCCCGAGGCCCCCGACACGCUGGCCAGGCUGCAGAGCCUGUGCCGCUCGCAGGGCUGGAGCGCAGCCGGGGACAGUGACGAGGAGGAGCUGGAGAACAGCGAGCCCCUGGAGGAGAGCGACCUGGAGCUGUCUGAGAGCGACGGGGAGGAAGACGACCUGGACGGCUACAACAAGAGCGUGCCCGGCCGGCGCAGGAUCACCAAGUGGAACCGGCGGAACGACCGAGGCGAGACCCCGCUGCACCGAGCUUGCAUCGAUGGGAACCUGCGCCGGGUCCAGUUCUUCCUGGAGCAGGGUCACCCUCUGAACCCGCGGGAUUACUGCGGCUGGACCCCCCUGCAUGAGGCCUGCAACCAUGGGCACCUGGAGAUCGUCCGGCUGCUGCUGGAGCGUGGCGCCUCCAUCGAUGACCCCGGGGGGCCGGGCUGUGAGGGGAUCACCCCCCUGCACGACGCCCUCAACUGCGGCCACUUCGAGGUGGCGGAGCUGCUGCUCCAGAGGGGUGCGUCGGCGGUGCUGAGGAACGCCAAGGGCCUGAGCCCGCUGGGCACCCUCCAGGAGUGGGUGAGGAUGUACGGCAAGGACCUGGACCAGGAGACACGCCGGCGCUGCCGAGCCAUGGAGCGGCUGCUCAGGGAGGCCGUGGCGGGGCGAGCACCUGAUGCAGCCCCGCCCCCCCGGGACAUUCUGCAGAGCCAGCUGUUUGAUGCUGAGCUCUCGGAGCCUCUAACGCUGCGCCCCUCUGCUCCGGCGCCACAGCCCCGGAGCGGGGGCCCCUCCAAGGAGCCCCCUGCGCCCUGCGGGCUCCCCAGUCAGCAUGGUGGGAAGGGGUCAGAGCGCAGGGCCGAGCAGGACGACUGCAUGACCCCACUCCGGCCCAUCAAGAAGAGGCAGCGGCUCCUGGGCCAGAGGGAGGAUUGCCGGACGCCGGGGUUCCUGGUGCAGGAGGAGCCUGAGCUGCCCACCCGUGGUGGUGGCCAGGCGGAGUAUGAAGCAGCCAUCCGUAGCGUGGGCAGUGCCCAGUCCUGCCUGGGCACAGAGCCGGUGCCGUCCGAGACCCCUGCGAGGCCGGCCCUGAUCCCAGCAGACGAGUACGUGGGGGACGACUGGCUGGAGGAUGACCUGAGGGCGAGCCGCGAGCCCCGCAAGAGGAGCCGCUGGGGCCAGGGGGAGUCGGGCUCGGACUCUGGAGACGCCACAGGGCCCGAGAGCGACGGCGGGGCCCCCCCUCAAAGGAGGAGGACCCGGCAGAGCCGCCUCACCCAGAUUGUGGACAGAACAGUGCUGGGCCGAUCCCGCGGAGGCUGCGCCCUGGGGGCCCCAGAGACCGCUGCCACCCCUGCCAGCCUGAGGCCCACGGACAGCAGCCGAGCCAAUGGCCUGAGAGGCAGUGGAGAGGCCCCGGAGCUCCCUUCGCUGUCUGCAGCCCCCGCUCGGCCGCCCCCCAUUCGAGUGCGUGUCCGGGUCCAGGACAACGUCUUCCUUAUCCCCGUGCCCCACAGCAGCGAGAGCCGCCCGGUGGCGUGGCUGGCAGAGCAGGCGGCCCAGCGCCAUUACCAGACGUGUGGCCUGCUGCCGCAGCUCACCCUCAAGAAGGAGGGGGCGCUGCUGGCGCCCCAGGACCUCAUCGUGGACGUGCUGCAGAGCAACGAGGAGGUGUUUGCAGAGGUGCAGUCCUGGGACCUGCCCCCGCUCGCCGACCGGUACAGGAAGGCCUGUCGCAGCCUGGCCGUGGGCGAGCACCGGCUGCUGCUGAAGAUCAUGGAGCUACAGGAGUCAGGCCCCUCGUUCAGCGCCUGCGGCCUCUCGCUGCGCCAGCCCCACCUCGCCCCACUCCUGCGUGCCCUCAAGCUGCAGACCUCCAUCCGGCAGCUGCGGCUGGCUGGGAACGGCCUGGCCGAUGGCCUGGCCGCUGAGCUGCUGGCUAUGCUGGGCACUAUGCCCAGCCUGACCCUCCUCGACCUGUCAGCCAACCAGCUUGGGGCCGAGGGGCUCCGCACGCUGGCAGCAGGGCUGCCCGCCCAGACGGCCUUUCAGAGCCUGGAAGAGUUGGAUCUCAGCCUGAACCCCCUGGGAGACGGCAGCUCCCAGGCACUGGCCUGCCUGGUUCAGGCCUGCCCCAUCCUGACCACGCUCCGACUGCAAGCGUGCGGCUUCACUGGGGCUUUCCUGCAGCACCACCGCCUCCUGCUGGCCGAUGGCCUGAAAGGCGCUGUGCACCUGAAGACCCUCGCGGUGUCCCACAAUGCCCUGGGCUCCACUGGCCUGGAGCUGCUGCUCAGGAGCCUGCCCUGCACCACCCUUAGCCAGCUGGAGAUCGGCUCGGUGGCUGCCCGGCUGGAGGAGCCUCUCAUGGAUCCGGUGGUCAGGUACCUGAUGCAGGAGGGAUGUGCUCUCACCCACCUGACUGUGUCUGGGAACCACCUGAGUGACGAGGCUGUCGAGGAGCUGGCCAGGUGCCUCCUGGUGUGUCCACCUUUAGUCUCACUGGAUUUGUCUGCAAACCCCGGGAUCACCAUUGUGGGCUUGCGGAUGCUGCUGUCAGCCCUGGGGGAGAGGAACCAGGGGCUCCGCUCCCUCAGCCUGGCAGGCUGCAGCGUGCGAGGCCCACUGGACAGCACCACCUGGGCCCGGGUCUCUGCCAACGUGCGCGAGUUGCGACUCUGCAGCCAGCAGCUGAGCAGGAGCGACCAGCGGGGCGUGGGCGAGUCCUGGCGUGGCCCCGCGGGCACCUCUCUGUGCGCAGUCACUCGGCACCACAAGCUGUUCUGCAAGAGCGUGUGACGGGACCUGCCUCCUACUGCUGUAUAGAUCCCUCGGGGCCUGCUUGACUCCGUCCUCGGCCAUCCCUGGAACUGCACCGCUAGGGGGCACUCUGGAGGUCGGUCCUCCUGGGCGGCAGCAGCCAUUGGCAGAGGGGGUGUCUGGUGGUAGGAGGACGCAAGCACUGGCUGGCCUGUGCCAGCAGCUGUUCUGCACUCAGCCCUGGCCCACGGGGAGAGGGUGCAGGGCCCUGGCUGCUGGCGCUUAUCCUGCCAUCUCCAGGUGCUUGGGGGCCCUUUAGCUUUGCCCCGCCUGGCACCUCUGCAAGGUGAGAAGGAAGUGUUGGUACUAUCUUAUCCAAAGGAGGCAGGAUGCCAGACGCUGCGAUCCGUGGAACUCCCUCCAGAACUGUCCACACCAUGGGGAUUGCUCAGCUCUGGAUCGACAGCCUCUGCUGUGGCCAAAGGAGGCAGCGAGUUACCUGGCCCGCACUGCUCACAGAGCGAUGGUGGGAAUUCCUAGUGCGCUGCUCGAGAGAUCACUUACAGUCCCAGCACCGCCAUACCUGGGGGUGGCUUGUGUUUUCCUGGCACAGCAACUGCCCUGGAGCAAGUUCUGAAGGUGACUGAGGCCCUGGGGCAGAAAGGUCCCCCCACUCGAUUGCCCUGGGAGCCUGACUCAGAGUGGGUUGGGGGGGGGGGGUGUAUUUUAUUUGUCCUCUAAUCUUCCUGUAAUCCAGUCCUGCAGGGGGAGGUAUUCGCAUCCUCCCCAGGCUGUAGGGGUUCUGGCCCCACCCUUCCAGUGGCCACUCGGGCUAGUUCAGACAUUACAGGUUAUUUAUUGACUGUCAGGUGCUUUUCCUGGGAGCACAGGGCUUGCUGCUCGUGGCCCCGGGGCAUCGGUUAACCAUGGUAAAUAAAGUGCUGCAUUCCACCA
Chelonia mydas (Green sea turtle) is the source of this 5113-nucleotide messenger RNA. It is a transcript of the gene TONSL, whose product is annotated as tonsoku like, DNA repair protein. Gene Ontology annotation, molecular function: protein binding. The transcript is spliced from 26 exons. NCBI's taxonomy places the organism in Eukaryota, Metazoa, Chordata, Testudines, Cheloniidae. The record is from RefSeq and is a predicted model, not a curated record. Bases 71 to 4198 code for a protein of 1375 amino acids.